AUGGUGGUGCUGAGGUGGGGCAAGUACAUGAACGUGCGCGGACCGGGACUGAGGCUGGUGGUUCCUUUCAUGGAUCAGGCGGUAAAGGUGGACAUAAGGGAGCAGGUGGACAGGGUGCCAACCCAGAAGUACAUCACCGCCGACAACGUGGUGGUGGACAUGGACUUUGUGAUCUACUACAAGGUCCUCCAGGGUGAUGACGAGGUCAGGAGGGCCGUCAUGGACAUAGAAAACUACAGAAUGGCUACGAUUAACCUCUCCUUUGCCACCCUCAGGGCCGUGAUAGGCUCCACAAGCCUGACGGAGGCGCUAUCUGAGCGGGAGAGGAUUCGCGACCAGCUUCAAGUGCGUAUGGACGAGGUCACCGGGCGUUGGGGUAUCAAGGUGAGCCAGGUGGAGAUCAACGAGAUUGACCCGCCGCCCGGCGUGAAGGCCGCUAUGGAGCGGGAGAAGUCCGCCGCGGCCAUAAAGACGGCCGAGAUCACGGAAUCCGAAGGCUCUCGCCAGGCCGCGAUCAACCGGGCCGAGGGCGAGAAGCAGUCGGCCAUUCUUACGGCGGAGGGAUCGCGCGAGGCCGAGAUCCUUAACGCGGAGGGAGACCAGCAGGCGGCCAUCCUCCGCGCCGACGGCUUCAGCACCGCCCUGGACAGGAUAAACGCUGUUGCCCAGUCCGCGGACGCCAGGACUAUGAGCCUCCAGUACUUCGAUACGCUGAGGCAGAUGGGCAACAGCCCUGCAACCAAGUUCAUAUUCCCAAUGGAGUUCACCAGUAUGCUGGAGUCCUUCAUAGGCUCAACGACACGGCGGCCGAACGAUCAGUAG
Geodia barretti is the source of this 822-nucleotide messenger RNA. The record is from the annotation of a GenBank genome assembly. NCBI's taxonomy places the organism in Eukaryota, Metazoa, Porifera, Demospongiae, Tetractinellida, Geodiidae.